This is a messenger RNA of Gossypium arboreum, 609 nucleotides long. RefSeq names its product protein MAINTENANCE OF MERISTEMS-like. The transcript has a single exon. The record is from RefSeq and is a predicted model, not a curated record. Gene Ontology annotation, biological process: meristem development; meristem maintenance. Bases 1 to 609 code for a protein of 202 amino acids. Lineage: Eukaryota; Viridiplantae; Streptophyta; Magnoliopsida; Malvales; Malvaceae.
AUGUUUGGUCCUCUAUCGCUAUUGAUCGAGAAUUACUUGCGAGAAGUGGGAUUUUGGCAAGUGGCUACGAUAGGCCGGGGGUGCAAGUUGGACCCGAAACUAAUCAGUGCAUUGAUAGAGAGGUGGAGACCCGAGACGCACACUUUUCAUCUUUCAUGCGGAGAGUGUACUAUCAUUCUGGAAGACAUGCAUUUGCAAUUGGGAUUACCGGUGGAUGGGUACGCAGUCAACGGGCCCGCAUCAUCUACUGAUUGGGGAGCCAUAUGCUACGAGCUUUUGGGUGCUAUACCAGAUAAAAUUAACGGAGGUCGGAUCGAGAUGGGAUGGUUACGAGACAUAUUCCUGGAGCCGAAUAAUGAUGCGACUGAACUCGAAAGAAUACGAUAUGGUCGGGCAUAUAUUCUUGAGAUGGUUGGAGGUUAUUUGAUGCCAGACUUGUCAAGAAACCUCGUACAUCUGAGAUGGUUGUUGAAACUCGUAGAUUUUAGAGCAGCCGACGAAUUGAGUUGGAGGUCUACCGUGUUGGCAACAUUGUACAAGAAAAUGUGCAGGGCAACGCGACCGAACAAAGCCAAAAUAGGAGGUUGCCUAUCACUACUGCAAUUAUAG